This is a messenger RNA of Procambarus clarkii (red swamp crayfish), 3205 nucleotides long. Lineage: Eukaryota; Metazoa; Arthropoda; Malacostraca; Decapoda; Cambaridae. The record is from RefSeq and is a predicted model, not a curated record.
CCAAAGCGCUGGUUACUUGUCAGUAACAUCCUGACUGCUGUCUGUCAGUGAGUGGUUUACUUGACUGAAUGUAUGUGUAGUUUUGACAGUGAGGGUGUAUGUUCUAAUGGAGUGUAGGUGUGGAUAAGGUAGUGCGGGUGUGGAUAAGGUAAUACGUGUGUGGAUUAGUGUUUCAUCCAUCUCCACUCUGGUUCUCCUGUUGUGGCAUACGCUUCAAACGGCCUCGUAACAAGGUUCCAGUGGAUUGUUGUAAGCAGAUAUCAGGAACAAAAAACAGGGCAUGAGAAAACAAAAACACCUGCUAAAAAGAGAACAAGAACAAAUACAGGAUGCAGUCGAAUAACAAAAACAGAUAGCAGAAAAUCUUGUUAAGGAGCAAGGAAACAACAAAUAACCUAACUAUACUAUCUGGAUCACUGCUAAACUCUCACAGAACAACAGCAAAGGAUGGAGGAUUCUAAGGUGGGCAUCAACCAGAUAAACACUGGUUUCCCUGAAGUCCCGCAGAUGCGUGACAUCACUCAGUGGUCCACUAACGCCACAAACACCACUACAGAUCACACACCAAAAUCUGAUGAAUCUGUGACACGGCAUAUGAUCUACGCGGUGGCAGGCAUCGUGCCUGUGAUCAUACUGGUGCUGGUGGCCUUCAUCAUCUAUUUCGCCUUGAAACACAGGUCAAGCAACAUGCCAUCAACCGUGGAAGUGUGUCUCCACUCACCCAUUCAGUGCCAAAAUGGGUUGCUGACACGAGAAGUUUUCCCAGCAGUUGUUGAUCUUCCACUCCAAGAAGAAAUUUUACCCCAAGAAGAAGAUAGGAAAUGCAUAAAUGAGCAAGAAGAAGUUGCCUUUCCAGAGCAGGACCAACAACAAUCCUCUGACAUGCUGAAGGAGGCAGUGUACGUCAACCUUUCACGAAAGAUUCUAAGGACAGAGGUUAAGACCUAUUUGUCAAAUGUCAUCCAGUCACCGGAUCUUGAGCUGGAAUUCAGGAGUGUGCCAGCCAUGAUGGGAAAGAGCUGCUCAGAGGGAGCACUUGAGGCGAACAGAUGCAAGAACCGCUACAAAAACAACAUUCCAUAUGAUGAUACCAGGGUGAAGCUGCCUUUCCUGUCCAAUGACCCUUACUCAGACUACAUAAACGCCAGCUACAUUCAGGGCCACUCCCGGGCAAAUGCAUUCAUCGCUUCUCAGGGACCUAAGGACUUUAAUGUUGACACCAUUGGUGACUUUUGGAGGAUGAUCUGGCACACUCGUUCUCCUAUCAUCAUCAUGGUCACCAACCUCAUUGAGAAUGGCAAGGUCAAGGUGGCACAGUACUGGCCAGAGGAAGGUCAUCCUCUGGUUAAGGACGGCAUUGAGAUCAAACUCGUCUCUACAGAGAACAAGGUGGACUUUAUCAUUCGAACAUUGGAAGUUUCCAAAAAAAUGGAAGUGAGAGAGGUAAAGCAGUACCAGUACACAGCCUGGCCAGAUCAUGGAGUGCCACAGAAUCCCUACGGUCUGGCACAAAUGAUCAAGCACCUUCCCAAGGAGCCUUCCACUGGCCCUCUAAUCGUUCACUGCAGUGCAGGUAUCGGGCGGUCAGGAUCAGUGCUGCUGGUGCUGCUCAUGAUGGAUCAACUAAAUUCCUCUGGGUACUUGGACCCUCACCAAGCCCUCAUCAUGCUAAGAAAUGGACGACCCAGGCUAGUGGAGAACAAGGCACAGUACAUCUUCAGUCAUCAGUUGCUACAGGAAGUGUUGUCGGGGAUCACCACCAGCUAUACCUGUGACAAAUUUCCUGAAGUGGUGGAGGACCUGCGUCUUCCUCACCCUCCCUCCAACACUUCCAUCAUACUCCAGCAGUUUCAGUACCUUAAGAGCUUACCCAAGGACUUGAGCUUCAAAUUUGGCAACAAUCCACGUUGUGCUCACCUGAACAGGAACCUUAACAUUCUGCCAGCGGACAAAAGGAUGGUGUUCCUACAGAACUUGGGUGGUGGCCUCGAAUCCCAGUACAUCAAUGUGGUCAGGGUCAAUGGCAUUGACCAGAAGGAUGCAUACCUGGCUGGAGAGCACCCUCUGCCGCACACUGUUGGAAACCUGUGGAGACUGGUGUACGAGAGACGAGUCCCAGUAUGGAUUCAGCUGCACACAUUGCCUCAACACAACCUGGUAUGUUGCUCACCACCACACCCCUCUAUGUUUUCCACCGCACCCUGCCUCAACUCCACCUGGCAUAUACAGUACCUGAAUAAACCUGAGAGCCACUAUCUUUCUAGUGGCCUCAAUGGGAAUAAGAAGCAAGUACCUUAUGAACUUAUGAAAGGUCCCCCCCCCCCCACAAGAUUUGGACAGCGUUUAUCAGUACCCCAUAAGUGUAAACUGCUGAUGAUGAAAGGUUGGCCUCAUGAAGACUUGCUGCCUGCCUCCCCAGAUCCUCUGCUGGCCAUCAUAGAGAAAACAGAGUCCACUGCUGACAUGCAGAGCUACACCCUCUUCACUUGCAAGGACGGGGUGACAGGGUGUGGAGUGAUGAUGGCCCUGCUGCUGCUGGUCGCCAGGAUGAAGCUGGUGCAGGAGGUUGACGUCUACCGCUCUGUCCUCAGUGUCAUCUAUGACAGACCUCAGUUCAUCACAAGUAUUGAACAGUAUGACUUCCUCCAUACAGCUGCUAUCUCUUAUCUCAAUGGUUUUAACAACUAUGUCAACUUUAACUGAAUACCAAGUCAACCUGGAGCAACUGAAGUCUCGUCAGUUAAUCAGCUUGGUGAUCUACAGUGACAUGGGAACUUCAUAUGGUUGUUUUGUUGAGAUUGUCAUAGUCAUUGAAAAUUAGCAAAUUUUCAACCAUUCUGGUAAUCUAUAGUGAAAAAAAUCAUCCCAGAACUAAGUCGACUCAUACCAGGAACAGUUGAGGGAGACACAUGACUAACAACAUUGCAAACCAGGCAUGACAGGGCUGAUCUCAUCAAGACCUAAAAUACUGAACAAUUUGGAGGAUAUUAAUCCAGACUACUUCUUUAAAAGAUCAUAUGUACCACAUACAGGGAGCAGCAGCUUCACGCUCAAUAAAUCAAAAGCCACAAUAUAGGACAGAAAACAGGAGAUGCUUUUUUCAACCAUAGGGUUAUAAACCCAUGGUACUGCUUAUCCACCAACGUUGUAAAUGCAAAGAUACUAAUUCAAACUCCAGUUUGAAAAAAUCCUCAGGGACAAUGUG